AUGCGCUGUGUGCUGAUUUUGUGCCUGAUUGCCACCGCUGGUGCUCGAUGCAACCCUGGCGGUCAAUGCGACAGCGGCAGCGCCUUCAUUCAGCGCCGGUCCGUGAACAAGCGCAUGGAGCCGGUGGAGGAGAAGGUGGUUUCGUGGACGGCCGGAGCAUUUGACAAGUGCACGCGCUCAUGCAACGGGCAGGCGGCAUUUGAAUCGCGGAAGUUGUCGUGCCAAUCAAUGGAUGGAGAGGAACAGCCGCAUGACGUUUGCCAGCAUUUGCCCAAGCCAGCACUUCACCGACCUUGCUCUUGCACGCUGAGUCUCUGUGGGGCCAAGUGUGAAGACGUGGAGGUGGCGAAUUUGAAUGUCGACCCUGAUGGCCAGUUUGAAUGCCUUGGCUGCUACCCUUUGAGCGAUGCUGAAAAGUCCUUGGAUGACGUUAUGGAUGAUACUUGCAUCCACCACAACACCGAUGAACCGUGCAACGGAGGCUUGCCCUUCUUCCGCAUGAAGAGCAACUCCGUGACCGUGGGCACCUGCUACGCCUUCUGCCUGGGCAACGGCCUGGACCUCUUCGGCCUCACGGCCGGCGGCGAGUGCCGCUGCGGGGCCUCCCGGCUCAACAAGGCCGUCUGGCGGGAUGCGAAGCCCCGCCCGGGCCUCGAGCUCCCGAAGCCCCGCGGCAGCUGCACCAUGGAGGAGCAGUGCCCCUUGCGCGUGUACCGCUGGUUGGGCCCUUUUGCCUCCGGGGGCGUGCCAGAGCAUCUGCAAGCCGAGAACGAGGAGCAGAAUAUCUACAUCCAGUCCGUUGCAAGGGGCAAGCAAGUCCUGCAAGAGGAGGACACGGACCACUCGGUGCUCGAGAAUGAAGACGGCCAAUUGGAAGGCGCCCUCGCGGAGCCGGAGGCGUUGCUGCAGAACGAGGCGCCCUGGGAUCGGCUCUGCAACGACAAUCCAGGCUGCAAUGCGGGGAAGCCCUGGACGGAUCGCGUCUCCGCGGCGCCCGAGGGCGUGGUGGACCGAUGGGAAGACUACGUGGUCAUCCCGUACUACUUCAUGUUUGAAGGCGAUAGCACGCGCCGCGAAGCCUUCCGGGCGGCCGCGAAGAUGUGGAUGGACCAGACCUGCAUCGUCUUCAAGGAGUAUCCGGACGACACCACGUUGACACCCAUCCUUAAGGCGAAGAGCGCCAGCAGCGGGUGCUCCGCCACCCUGGGAAAGACCAACAGCGGGUCUACGGUGAAAAUGGGCUGGUGCAACUCCAUCACGAAGAAGGGGAACAUCGCGCAUGAGAUCGGCCACGCCAUGGGCGCGCACCACACGAUGAAGCGGGCGGACGCGGGGGAGGCCUACGAAGGCCACGGCCCGCAUCUCAAAGUGUACUGGGAGAACGUGGCGUCCAGCUGGGUGAACCAGUACACCGCGGCGGAGAAGGCCUACGUCGGCUCCGCCAAGGACUUGGAGGGCGACGCGCAGGCCGGGCUGCUGGGCCCACUGGCCGCAAAUGCCACGGUGAGGUGA
Molecule: messenger RNA, 1512 nt
Organism: Effrenium voratum
Lineage: Eukaryota; Dinophyceae; Suessiales; Symbiodiniaceae
Source: the annotation of a GenBank genome assembly